Diplodia corticola is the source of this 2358-nucleotide messenger RNA. RefSeq names its product mitochondrial intermediate peptidase. Gene Ontology annotation, biological process: peptide metabolic process. Gene Ontology annotation, molecular function: metalloendopeptidase activity. The record is from RefSeq and is a predicted model, not a curated record. Gene Ontology annotation, cellular component: mitochondrion. The transcript has a single exon. The coding region runs from base 1 to 2358 and encodes 785 amino acids. NCBI's taxonomy places the organism in Eukaryota, Fungi, Ascomycota, Dothideomycetes, Botryosphaeriales, Botryosphaeriaceae.
AUGCUGCGGCGCUCCGGGCGACGCGCCUGGACCUGCUCGCAAUGCGUGCGCCUGCAGCAGCGGACAUACGGCUCCUCCUUCGCCGCGACCGCCGCUGACUUCUCGCCCGCCAUCCGCGCCGCGCCCGACGCCGACCACGACGACCGCGUGCUGCGCCGCAUCUUUGACUCGCCGCGCUUCUGGAAGGAGUUCUCCAGCCGCUCCAAGGACCAGCUCCAGGGCGCUUCGGCCGGCCUUUUCCAGAACCGCUAUCUCACCCGCCCGGAAGGCUUCCAGCACUUCGCCGAGGUCACGCUGCAGAAAUGCAUGAAGAUUGUGGACAAGGUGCUGGCGGCCAGCACCGUCGAGGAGUACAGGACCCUCGCCCGGGACCUCGACCGCCUGAGCGACUUGCUCUGCCGUGUCAUUGACCUGUCCGACUUUGUGCGCUCGACCCAUCCCGACCCGAAGAUCCAGGCCGCUGCAACGCAAGCCUACGCCAUCAUGUUCGAGUACAUGAACCGGCUGAACACGACAACGGGACUGAAUGAGCAGCUGAAAAAGGCGGCUUCCAUCCCCGACGUCUGGGACUCGUGGGCCGAGGAGGAGCGGGUUGUGGCUACAAUCUUGAUGAGAGACUUCUCCAAGUCUGCCAUUGACCUGCCAGAGGAGACGAGGCAUCGCUUUGUCGACCUUUCCAACGACAUCACCCACACCGGGAAUGACUUUGUCGACGGCAUGGCCCCGGAAAAGCCGUCGCUCAAGUUCGACAGCAGCAGGCUGAAAGGCUUGGACCCCAACUUGGCAAAGAGCUUGACUAGGUGGGGCAAGAUCACGAUGCCCACCGUCGGCGUGCCUGCGUUGAUGGCCUUGAGGACUGUCGAGGACCCAGAUGUCAGGAGAGAGGUGUACGUGGCGAACCGAACAGCGUCAAAAGCGAACAUCUCGAGGCUGGAGGAGAUGCUGAAGAAGAGAGCGGAGCUCGCAAGGCUCUCUGGCUAUGACACGUUUGGACACAUGGCAUUAAGUGACAAAAUGGCAAGCACCCCGGAAGCUGUGAAUCAGUUCCUGGGGGCUUUGGUCGAGGACAACCACGUCCAAGUCAACAACGAACUUCAGGAGCUCCUGGAAUUCAAGAAGUCUGACGCGAGGAAUGACAACUUCCCCGGUCGUCUGAACGCUUGGGAUCGGGACUACUACGCGCAGCAACUGCUCUCAUCUCUCCGCACUCGCAUUCGGUCCCCCGACUUUCUUUCGUCUUUCUUUUCCCUCGGUACUGUCAUUCAAGGACUCUCUCGACUUUUCACAAGGCUCUAUGGCAUUCGACUAGUCCCUCACGAGACACUGCCUGGGGAGACUUGGAACUCUGAUGUUAGGCGGUUGGAUGUGAUUGAUGAGAACGAGGGACACAUUGCUGUGGUGUACUGUGAUCUUUUCUCCCGUCCCGGCAAGAAUCCGAACCCGGCGCAUUUCACCCUCCGCUGCUCUCGUCUGAUUUCCGGAGAUGAAAUCGUGGAGGCAGCUCAGACUUCUCAUCCCUUUUCCUCGCCCAUUGAUGCCGCCACGGAUGGCAUGGCUUCGGCGGUCAACCGUGACGACAAGACGGGCAACUCUUACUACCAGCUUCCCACGAUCGCGCUGAUCUGCGACUUCGACACUGCUGGGCAGAGCCCGCACAGCGCACGCCCGACGCUCCUCUCGUUCCGCGAAGUGCAGACGCUGUUCCACGAAAUGGGCCACGCGGUGCACUCGAUCUGCGGGCGCACGCAGCUGCAAAACGUCAGCGGCACGCGGUGCGCGACGGACUUCGCGGAGCUGCCGUCGGUGCUGAUGGAGCACUUCGCGGCGGCGCCCGAGGUGCUCGCGCUGUUCGCGCGGCACUUCGAGACGGACGCGCCGCUGCCGUACCGCAUGGUCGAGGAGCGCGUGGCCAUCGACCGGCGCAUGAGCGGCGCCGAGAUCGAGGCCCAGAUCCUGCUCGCCAUGCUCGACCAGGCCUACCACUCGGCCCUGCCGCUCGAGCCCGGCUUCGACAGCACAAAGACGUACCACGACAUCUACAACACGCACCAGACGGUCCCGGAGCCGGCGGGCACGGCGUGGCAGGGCUUCUUCGGCCAUCUUUUCGGGUACGGCGCGACGUACUACUCGUACCUCUUUGACAGGGCGAUUGCCGGCAAGCUCUGGAAGGAGGUCUUCCAGGAGGGGAAGAAGAGCGUCGAUAGAGAGGCGGGUGCGCGGUACAGAGAAGAGGUUCUGCGGUGGGGUGGUGGUAGGGACGGGUGGAGGUGCGUCGCCGGCGUUUUGGGACGGGAGGAGCUGGCCGAGGGUGGUGCAGAGGCCAUGAAAGAGGUGGGUAGAUGGGGUGUUCAUGAUUAG